Molecule: messenger RNA, 3308 nt
Organism: Chlorocebus sabaeus (green monkey)
Lineage: Eukaryota; Metazoa; Chordata; Mammalia; Primates; Cercopithecidae
Gene: MLXIPL
Product: MLX interacting protein like
Biological process (GO): regulation of transcription by RNA polymerase II
Cellular component (GO): nucleus
Molecular function (GO): RNA polymerase II cis-regulatory region sequence-specific DNA binding; DNA-binding transcription factor activity, RNA polymerase II-specific; protein dimerization activity
Source: RefSeq, a predicted model, not a curated record
UAAUAAGGCUGGGCUGGCCACGAGCUGUUCCCCGCGCUGCACGGAGCCCGCACCAGGCGGUGGCGGCGGCGGCGACAGCCAUGGCCGGGGCGCUGGCAGGUCUGGCCGCGGGCUUGCAGGUCCCGCGGGUCGCUCCCAGCCCAGACUCGGAUUCGGACACGGACUCGGAGGACCCGAGUCUCCGGCGCAGCGCGGGCUGCUUGCUCCGCUCGCAGGUCAUCCACAGCGGUCACUUCAUGGUGUCGUCGCCGCACAGCGACUCGCUGCCCCGGCGGCGCGACCAGGAGGGGUCUGUGGGGCCCUCCGACUUCGGGCCUCGCAGUAUCGACCCCACACUCACACGCCUCUUCGAGUGCUUGAGCCUGGCCUACAGUGGCAAGCUGGUGUCUCCCAAGUGGAAGAAUUUCAAAGGCCUCAAGCUGCUCUGCAGGGACAAGAUCCGCCUGAACAACGCCAUCUGGAGGGCCUGGUAUAUCCAGUAUGUGGAGCGGAGGAAGAGCCCCGUGUGUGGCUUCGUGACCCCCCUGCAGGGGCCUGAGGCUGAUGCGCACCGGAAGCCGGAGGCCGUGGUCCUGGAGGGGAACUACUGGAAGCGGCGCAUCGAGGUGGUGAUGCGAGAAUAUCACAAGUGGCGCAUCUACUACAAGAAGCGGCUCCGUAAGUCCAGCAGGGAAGAGGACCUCCUGGCCCCUAAGCAGGCGGAAGGCGGGUGGCCGCCGCCGGAGCAAUGGUGCAAACAGCUCUUCUCCAGUGUGGUCCCCGUGCUGCUGGGGGACCCAGAGGAGGAGCCGGGUGGGCGGCAGCUCCUGGACCUCAAUUGCUUUUUGUCCGACAUCUCGGACACUCUCUUCACCAUGACUCAGUCUGGCCCUUCGCCCCUGCAGCUGCCGCCUGAGGAUGCCUACGUCGGCAAUGCUGACAUGAUCCAGCCGGACCUGACGCCACUGCAGCCAAGCCUGGAUGACUUCAUGGACAUCUCAGAUUUCUUUACCAACUCCCGCCCCCCACAGCCACCCAUGCCUUCAAACUUCCCAGAGCCCCCCAACUUCAGCCCCGUGGUUGACUCCCUCUUCAGCAGUGGGACCCUGGGCCUGGAGGUGCCCCCGGCUUCCUCGGCCAUGACCCACCUCUCUGGACACAGCCGUCUGCAGGCUCGGAACAGCUGCCCUGGUCCCUUGGACUCCAGCGCCUUCCUGAGCUCUGAUUUCCUCCUUCCUGAAGACCCCAAGCCCCGGCUCCCACCCCCUUCUGUACCCCCACCUCUGCUGCAUUACCCUCCCCCUGCCAAGGUGCCAGGCUUGGAGCCCUGCCCCCCACCUCCCUUCCCUCCCAUGGCGCCACCCACUGCUUUGCUGCAGGAAGAGCCUCUCUUCUCUCCCAGGUUUCCCUUCCCCACUGUCCCUCCUGCCCCAGGAGUGUCUCCGCUGCCUGCUCCUGCAGCCUUCCCACCCACCCCGCAGUCUGUCCCCAGCCCAGCCCCCACCCCCUUCCCCAUAGAGCUUCUACCCUCGGGGUAUUCAGAGCCUGCCUUUGGGCCUUGCUUCUCCGUGCCCAGAGGCAAGCCCCCCGCCCCAUCCCCUAGGGGACAGAAAGCCAGUCCCCCUACCUUAGCCCCUGCCACUGCCAGUCCCCCCACCACUGUGGGGAGCAACAACCCCUGCCUCACACAGCUGCUGACAGCAGCCAAGCCGGAGCAAGCCCUGGAGCCACCACUUGUAUCCAGCACCCUCCUCCGGUCCCCAGGGUCCCCGCAGGAGACAGUCCCUGAAUUCUCCUGCACAUUCCUUCCCCCGACCCCGGCCCCUACACCGCCCCGGCCACCUCCAGGCCCGGCCACAUUGGCCCCUUCCAGACCCCUGCUUGUCCCCAAAGCGGAGCGGCUCUCACCCCCAGCGCUCAGCGGCAGUGAGCGGCGGCUGUCAGGGGACCUCAGCUCCAUGCCAGGCCCUGGGACUCUGAGCGUCCGCGUCUCUCCUCCGCAACCCAUCCUCAGCCGGGGCCGUCCAGACAGCAACAAGACCGAGAACCGGCGCAUCACACACAUCUCCGCGGAACAGAAGAGACGCUUUAACAUCAAGCUGGGGUUUGACACCCUUCAUGGGCUUGUGAGCACACUCAGUGCCCAGCCCAGCCUCAAGGUCAGCAAAGCUACCACACUGCAGAAGACAGCCGAGUACAUCCUUAUGCUACAGCAGGAGCGCGCGGGCUUGCAGGAGGAGGCCCAGCAGCUGCGGGACGAGAUUGAGGAGCUCAAUGCCGCCAUUAACCUGUGCCAGCAGCAGCUGCCCGCCACAGGGGUACCCAUCACACACCAGCGUUUUGACCAGAUGCGAGACAUGUUUGAUGACUACGUCCGAACCCGUACGCUGCACAACUGGAAAUUCUGGGUGUUCAGCAUCCUCAUCCGGCCUCUGUUCGAGUCCUUCAACGGGAUGGUGUCCACGGCAAGCGUGCACACCCUCCGCCAGACCUCACUGGCCUGGCUGGACCAGUACUGCUCUCUGCCCGCUCUCCGGCCAACUGUCCUGAACUCCCUACGCCAGCUGGGCACAUCUACCAGUAUCCUGACUGACCCGGGCCGCAUCCCUGAGCAAGCCACGCGGGCAGUCACAGAGGGCACCCUUGGCAAACCUUUAUAGUCCUGGCCAGACCCUGCUGCUCACUCAGCUGCCCUGGGGGCCACUUUCCCUGGGCACGGGUUCCAGGGAUCAUCUCUGGGCACUCUCUUCAUGCCCCAGGCCCUGGCUCUGCCCUUCCCUGAGGGGGGAGGGGUCGAGCCGGGUCCAGGUUUCACACUUCCCACCUCCUGGAGGCCAAGAGGAGCGGAGUCCCCAUCCCUGCUCUGCCACUGUGCUUCAGCACCAUGAUCUUGGGUGACUCGUCCCCCAUCUUUGGACCUCUAUGUUUCAAUGUGCAAAAUGGGGAUGGGGAAGGUUCAAUCAGCAGAUGACCCCAGGCCUUGGCAGCUGUGACAUUGGGGGCCCAGGCUGGCAACUCUGGGGGUUCAGUAGUGGGAAAACGAGGAUACUAUUUCUCUGUCACCUGCACCUGCUCCCCCACAGGUGGGGCACAGACCUCUGUUCCUGAGCAGAGAAGCAGAAAAGGAGGUUCCCUCUCUGGGAUCCUUCACUGCUAACCUAGAGGGGCUGCAGGAUGGUUUCCCCUGGGGGAGGCCAGGAGGGCCUGAUCCCAGGAGACACCAGGGCCAGAGUGACCGCAGCAGGGCAGGCAUCGUGUGUGUGUGGACGUGUGUGUGUGGGUUUUGUAAAGAAUUCUUGACCAAUAAAAGCAAAAACCGUCUGCCGGUU